GUAAUGGAUAAGUGGAAAAAUUCAGUUGCUGUUGUUACGGGUGGCAAUUCCGGUAUAGGCUUUGCAAUAUUGAAAAAUCUCGCAGAAUGUGGAGUAAGAGUUGUCGGCUUCGAUAUUCAAUUUAAUGCGAUUGAGAAAUUAAAAGUUGAAAUGAAAAAUGCUAAAAUUUACACAUUCAACUGUGAUGUGACAAAGGAUGAUGUAACCGAAGCUGCUUUUCAAUGGGUCGAAAAGAAUAUCGGUCCUGUUGAUAUUCUCGUCAAUUGUGCGGGCCUUCACAAGAACAUUGGAGCGCUUGAUCAACAAAAAUCAAUGUCGGAAAUUGUGAAUCACAUUGAUGUCAAUUACACUGCUGUCAUUCGAUGCACACGCUUAGUAUUUAAAUCAAUGGAAGCUCGAGAUGCCUAUGGUUAUGUUAUCAACAUAAAUUGUGUAUAUGGACAUUAUGUUCAUCCAACAACAGACAUCCAACUCGGAAUUUAUGCGAGCACAAAGUAUGCCGUUAAAACAACAUCUGAUGUAAUGCGAUUUGAAUUGAAUCGGAUGAAGAAUCGCAAGAUUCGUAUCACGAAUUUAUCACCAGGUGUAUGUAAUCGAAAGCCAUCGAAAGAAAUUGACAAUUCAUCAUUCAUUAAUCCUGCUAUUAAGCCUGAACACAUUGGUGAUACAGUCAUUUAUCUACUGAAAACACCACACGAUAUUACAAUUACAGAUUUACAAAUUAGAGCGACUGGAUCUGAUUUGUAGAGUGAAUCAAAAAAUAAGUUUUGUGAAAUUGCUGGAAAUGUGAAGGCUGAAGCGCAUUUCUAUUUUGAAGAUGUGAAUAU
Chironomus riparius is the source of this 827-nucleotide messenger RNA. Lineage: Eukaryota; Metazoa; Arthropoda; Insecta; Diptera; Chironomidae. The record is from the annotation of a GenBank genome assembly.